UAGGGUUAUAAAUAGGGGCCUGAGUGGGAGUCCCAGACACCAGUCCCUGGAAGGAGAUUCCUCUGACACCUGUGGGCAGCCUCCACUCGCAGUAACAAUGGGGAAAAUGGGUUUCUCUCUGGUCCUUGCCCUGUUUCUGGUGACCAUUGGUGCCUCUUCAGAGAGAAAGUGCAUCCUGACUGGAGACUGGAAGAAUGACCUGGGCUCUAACAUGACCAUCUCUGCCGUGAACGAGGCCGGGCAGUUCUCUGGGUUGUACCUAACAGCAGUGUCAGCCACAGAAAAACCGAUCGUCGAGUCGCCCCUGACGGGAUCCCAGCAUGUCGACAACCUGGAGCAGCCAACCUUCGGGUUCACCGUCAAAUGGAGCUUCUCAGACUCGACGACCGUCUUCGUGGGCCAGUGCUUCAUGGAUGAUCAGGGGAAGGAAACUCUGCAGACCAUGUGGCUGCUGCGAGUGAAGGCCAAAUCCAUGGGUGAUAACUGGAAUGCAACCAUGGUCGGCACAAAUGUUUUCACUCGGAAACUCGAGGAGCAGAACUUGGGCGAAUCCGUGAGGAGUGACCUGUGACCAGUGAUCCCAGCAGCACCGUGACCACACUCUGCAGCCCCAGGGCUCCGGGCCCCCCGUCCGGGAUUGUCCUGGGCUCUCUCGAGAGCGUCUCGCCCGGCCUCAGGGCUGUUUGCUGGGCUGCAGAGGCUCCCGUCUCUGUCUCCACCUCCCCCUCGCUCUCCGGUGACCCCUCCAGAAUCGCUGUCCACGCUCCCCCAUGCUGCAGUUUAGUUCCUUUCCCAUAAAGCUCUAGCGCGGGAGGCAAA
Messenger RNA from Chelonia mydas (Green sea turtle), 819 nucleotides. RefSeq names its product avidin. The record is from RefSeq and is a predicted model, not a curated record. Bases 98 to 571 code for a protein of 157 amino acids. Gene Ontology annotation, molecular function: biotin binding. The transcript is spliced from 4 exons. NCBI's taxonomy places the organism in Eukaryota, Metazoa, Chordata, Testudines, Cheloniidae.